GAAUGGGGAGAUUGUGUCGUGGGCCAGAACUUGACUAGAGAUUUCUUUUGCCAGCCUUCAGGUCUGUCCUUCAACAAUGCUUCUGGAAUGUUCUUUUAUGUUUAUCAGUAUUUGGGUGCUAUGUGUGCGAGUGCGAGUGUGUGUGGGGGGACGGGGGGUGAGGACAGGAGCCGCAACCACUGCUUACACCCAUGACUCCAGCAGAUUUGCCAAGCAUUCCCCCAGAGAGAGGAUAGAUGGGAUGCAUAAAAGCAAAUGAGUAUUUUAGAAACCAAGGGACAGAGAAGGUGAAGGUCAGGGUGGGGUGCGCUAGGGUUAGGGAUAGGGGAGCACAGAGGAAAGGCAGAGUCCUGAUGUGGAUGGAAAUAUCAAUGGAAUGGGACCUGGGAGGGUCUGCAGAGCUGGUGGAUCUGUCUGGAGUGCCCCCUCCCCUCCUGCCACCUGCCAGAUGCAUAGGGAAUGGAUUUGGCGUGGGGUGCAUGAGGCCAGGAGUGGAGAGGCAAGAAUGAAGAUAGAAGGAGAGAUGAACAUGUUUGAGAUGUCUUGAACAUUAAACUGUGUUCUUUAUAAAUUCCAUUUUGGAGAGUUCCAAAGCUUCGCAGGGCCCCUCCCUUCCUUUAACAUCAUUUAUGUCUUUGGGCUAAUGUUGUGCUUUUCCAAAUUCAGUAAUAUGAAGGGAUCAAUUCCAAACAAAGCCAAUGUGUUCAUCCAUCUAAAAUCUAGGAGAUGUGUAUGAUCAAAAGAUAUAGCAGCUUAUUUCUAGUCUUUGUGGAACUCAAACUCUAGUUAGGAAACUGAGUUGUUGAACACUAUAAUGAAAGGCUCUGUGUGAUAAAACCUGGGAAAAUGUCUUUGCCUUUUAACCAUUCAUUUUUAUCAUCUUCGAUAACUUUUCCUCCUAUCUGACUGAGAUACCUACUUAAGUGGUGGAAGAAACGGUCUCACGCUUUUUAAGCUGAGAAAAAUGCAACGUUAGGGACAUGACUCAGAAAUCAAUGACCCUGGUCCAAAUCCUGGCUUUGUCCCUCCUGGCUGUGAAACCCUGGGCAAGUCACUUAGCCUAAGACUCAGUCUCUACUUCCGUACCAUGCGACUAGGAAUAUAAUCUUUGGGCUUUGUGCAUCAGUGCAGCACCUAGCCCAUGAGAAGCUCUCAAUAAAUGUGAGUUCUAAUAAUUAUUAUAAUUGUGGGUUUUGCAAAGAGACAUUAAAGAAAUAUAUGUGUUUAUUAUUCUCCCUUAUCACCCCAAGUUCCAUCUCAUUUCAGUUUUUAUCAAUCAGUGGACUGAUAAAAGGGCUGUUGCAGACCAUCCUCUCCUCUACGUGUUUUAUGUUCUCUGUCCUUUUCUCUCUCUAGACAUAUGCUCCCUGUUAUCGCCAUAGUUACUCACUCCUGGCAUCCUUCUUCUUUUGUCCCUUACUCAUCUUUCCUUGCUUCAAAACAGAAACAAGAAACCAGUCUUUCAGUUGGAAGGAAUGUAAAAAACAUAUUUUCCACUCUGUCAUUUUAUAGAAGAGGAAACUGAAGUUGAAGCAUAGUGAAGAAUUUGUCCAAGGUCACACAUAGCCAGUGAUCAGUGGGACCAAAGUUCUCUUGGUGAUACAUCAAGGUGGCAUCAGGAGGUGGUUUAAGAUACACAUUGCAAUGUUAAUGUGACUGUGUUUGUGGGUUUAAUUUUUUGUCUCCACAGGGGCACCUUUUUUCCAUGGCUCAGGACACACUCCUGGGUCAAGUCAAUAGGAAAACUCUCUGUGUGGACCUAUGCCCAAGGACUCUGACCAGGGCUGCAGACGAGCAUGGCAAGCGUCCGCUGCAAGCUGGCUCGUUACCUGGAGGAUCUGGAAGACGUAGACUUUAAGAAAUUCAAGAUGCACUUAGAAGACUAUCCUAGUCAGAAGGGCUGCACGUCACUUCCUCGGGGUCAGACAGAGAAAGCAGAUCACGUGGAUCUAGCCACUCUGAUGAUUGAUUUCAAUGGAGAGGAGAAAGCAUGGGCCAUGGCCAAGUGGAUUUUUGCUGCAAUCAACAGAAGAGACCUUUACGAGAAAGUUAAGAGGGAUGAGCCGGAAUGGGAUAAUGCAAAUGUUUCUGUGAUAAGCCAGGAGGAAAGCCUUGAAGAGGAGUGGAUGGGUUUACUGGGGUACCUUUCCAGAAUCUCUAUUUGUAAAAAAAAGAAAGAUUACUGUAAGAAGUACAGAAAAUAUGUGAGAAGCAGAUUCCAGUGUAUCAAAGACAGGAAUGCCCGUCUGGGUGAGAGCGUGAACCUCAACAAACGCUUCACCAGGCUGCGUCUCAUCAAGGAACACCGGAGCCAGCAGGAGAGAGAACAUGAGCUCCUGGCCAUUGGUAGGACCUCAGCCAAGAUGCAGGAUGGCCCCGUGAGUUCCAUGAACUUGGAAUUGCUUUUUGAUCCUGAGGACCAACACUCUGAGCCUGUGCACACGGUGGUAUUCCAGGGAGCAGCGGGCAUUGGGAAAACAAUACUGGCCAGGAAGAUCAUGUUGGACUGGGCGUCAGAGGAACUUUACAAGGACAAAUUUGACUAUUUGUUUUACAUUCACUGUCGGGAGGUGAGCCUUGGGAUGCAGAGGAGCCUGGGGGACCUGAUCGCCAGCUGCUGCCCUGGCCCAAACCCACCCAUAGGCAAGAUUGUGAGCAAACCUUCCAGGAUCCUCUUCCUUAUGGACGGUUUUGAUGAGCUUCAAGGUGCCUUUGAUGAGCACACAGAAGCACUCUGCACGAACUGGCAGAAGGUGGAGCGGGGAGACAUUCUCCUGAGCAGUCUCAUCAGAAAAAGACUGCUUCCCGAGGCCUCUCUGCUCAUCACCACAAGACCUGUGGCCCUGGAGAAACUUCAGCACUUGCUGGGCCGGGCUCGUCAUGUGGAGAUCCUGGGUUUCUCAGAGGUCAGAAAGAAGGAAUAUUUCUUUAAGUAUUUCUCAGAUGAGCAGCAAGCCAGGGAAGCCUUCAGGCUGAUUCAGGAGAAUGAGAUCCUCUUCACCAUGUGCUUUAUUCCCCUGGUCUGCUGGAUUGUGUGCACGGGGCUGAAACAGCAGAUGGACAGUGGCAAGAGUCUUGCUCGGACAUCCAAGACCACCACUGCAGUGUAUAUCUUCUUCCUCUCCAGUUUGUUGCAGUCCCAAGGAGGGAGCCAGGAGCACCACAACUCUGCCACCCUCUGGGGUCUCUGUUCAUUGGCUGCAGAUGGAAUCUGGAACCAGAAAAUCCUGUUUGAGGAGUGUGAUCUCAGGAAUCAUGGCCUGCAGAAGACAGAUGUGUCUGCUUUCUUGAGGAUGAACCUAUUCCAAAAGGAAGUGGACUGUGAGAAAUUCUACAGCUUCAUCCACAUGACCUUCCAGGAGUUCUUUGCUGCCAUGUACUAUCUGCUGGAAGAGGAGAAUCAGGGGGAGACGAGGAACAUGCAGCGGAGUAAUUUGAAGCUUCCCAAUCGAGAUGUGAGGGUCCUUCUCGAAAACUACGGCAAGUUUGAAAAAGGGUAUCUGAUUUUUGUUGUCCGUUUUCUCUUUGGCCUUAUAAACCAGGAGAGAACCUCCUACCUGGAGAAAAAACUGAGUUGCAAGAUCUCUCAGAAAAUCAGGCUGGAGUUGCUAAAAUGGAUUGAAGCAAAAGCCAAGGCCAAGAUGCUACAGAUUGAGCCCAGCCAGCUGGAAUUGUUCUACUGUUUGUAUGAGAUGCAGGAGGAGGACUUUGUGCAAAGGGCCAUGGGCUAUUUCCCCAAAAUUGAGAUCAAGCUCUCCACCAGAAUGGACCAUGUGGUUUCUUCUUUUUGUAUUGAGAACUGCCACCACAUGGAAUCACUUUCGCUGAGAUUGCUCCAUAACUCAUCCAAGGAGGAGGAAGAGGAAGAGGAGGAGGAGAAAGAGGAGGAAGUUCAACACUCUGAUGGGAACCCUUGUGUCCUCUCUGAUCCUCAUGUUGCAUAUUCUCAGCGAUUGGUGAACUAUCUCACUUCCAGCAUUUGCAGGGGCAUCUUCUCAGUCCUGAGCGAUAACUGGAACCUCACUGAAUUGAACCUCAGUGGCAAUACCCUGGGAGACCCAGGGAUGAAGGUAUUAUGUGAAACACUCCAGCAACCUGGAUGUAACAUUCGCAGAUUGUGGUUGGGGCAGUGUUGCCUUUCCCAUCAGUGUUGCUUCAGCAUCUCCUCGGUCUUGAGCAACAAUCAGAAGCUGGUGGAACUGGACCUGAGCCACAAUGCCCUGGGAGACUUUGGAAUCAGACUUUUGUGUGUGGGACUGAGGCAUCUAUUUUGCAAUCUGAAGAAGCUCUGGUUGGUCAGUUGCUGUCUCACAUCGGUGUGUUGUGAUGAUCUCGCAUCUGUUCUGAGCACCAACCAUUCCCUGACCAGACUCUACUUGGGAGAAAAUGCUCUGGGAGACUCAGGAGUUGGAAUUUUAUGUGAAAAAGCAAAGAAUCCACAAUGUAACCUGCAGAAACUGGGGUUGGUGAAUUCUGGCAUUACGUCAGGUGGUUGUGUAGCUCUGUGCUCGGUGCUCAGCACAAACAAGAAUCUCACACACCUUUACCUACGGGGCAAUGCUCUUGGAGACGUGGGGGUCAAGCUACUCUGUAAGGGGCUCUUACAUGCCCACUGCAAGCUUCAGGUGUUGGAAUUAGACAACUGCAGCCUCACGUCACACUGCUGCUGGGGUCUUUCCACACUUCUGACUUCUAACCAGAGCCUGCGAAAGUUGAGCCUAGGCAACAAUGACCUGGGUGAUCUGGGGGUCAUGCUACUCUGUGAAGUGCUGAAACAGCAGGGCUGCCUCCUGAAAUGCCUGAAGUUGUGUGGAAUGUACUUCAAUUAUGAUACAAAACGUGCGUUAGAAACACUUCAAGAAGAAAAGCCUGAGUUGACCAUUGUCUUUGAGCCUGCUCGGUAGUGGUGGAAGCAGGGCUGCCAGACGCCAAGGUUCUUUGCCUCCCCUGCCAUCUAGGUGUGGAUAAGUGGUAGUGAAUACUCCUCCAGCAGGGUUAAGACCACCACUCUGUGAUUCUUCUGGUCCAGUGAGGAAGAGUGGAAGCUUGCUGAUGGUGCCUUUGCCUAGAGAAUGUGAGCAUCUCCUUUACCUCUGGGUUGAAGACACCAGGGCAAUAAAAUCGUCAAACAACACAGGUCUCACCAUAGUGCCUCAGUCAGAGGAUGUGUUCCUCUUGGUGACCUCAUGUAACUAACUCAUUCAAUAAAGCACUUUUUCUUUCUUUUUCUCUUUUUGCUCUAGCUCUCCUUUCCCUCAUAUCUUCCCCCCGCCUUUUUUGUUUACUUUUAACUGUAUCAUUCCUCCUGCCAUCUUUCUCUUAACUGACCAUAACAGAAUGAGUUAACUGUAUAUUAUGUUGCAAUUUUGUGGCGGCAACUUAUUUAUUUUUAAUCUUUGAACAGUUAUAUUUUCUAAUAAAAUAAUUCAUUUUAUUGUAUUGUAGCUGGUUGAAAAUUUGGAAAAUAGAAAAACUUUAUUGUAUUUAUUGAGUUAAUUUGUUUCCUUUCCUUAAUUUUAAGAGAGGGUGCCUAGAAAUCUUUUUACUUAUUUAUCUAAACUACUAAAGAUAAAUUAAAUUGCUUCAUGUAUUAAAAAAUCUCUUUGCCAAACGAUUCAAUUGUAAUGAAUAAGGAAAAAAAAAUGUCUUAUCCUAACUCUGAUGGUUGAAAUUUCAGCUCUGGUAGGACAGGAGGUUGAAAUCAUGCAAAAGAAAGUUUUAGAGUAGAGGGAGCCUAUAUUCAUAAAUAGAAGUAUUACAUAGAAAACGCAUUUUGCCUUCAGUUAUAAGAACUUAUCUUGGAUUUAUCACAUUCCAGGAGCAUUUCAUCUACCACACUUCACAUAGCAUUAAAUCAUUAAUAUAUAUUGAAUGAUUGCUUCUCCACACAUGGAGCAACUCUUAAACCACAUGGAAUUUUUCAGGAUGGAGAUACCACUUCCUUUUUCAAAUGAGUCAUCUAGACCUCUGCUUGUCAAAGUAUAGCCUAUGGACUGUUGAUGUAAGGAGAUUUUGCAAGAAUGUAAAUCAAUCGAAUUACUAAGUAUGCUUUUUAGAUGAGCUGACUUUUUUCAUGAUAAGACUUUUUCAGUAAGGGAAGCAGUAUGUGAUUUAUAUUCUGGUGCAAAGUCUUUUUCUAGUCUAGGACUAGCACUUUUGAGUAACUCUGAUCUUAGUGAAGUGAGAUAUUGCAGACUGCCUCUCUGCCACAAACACCUUGACAUGCAGGAUAAAACAUAAUUAGAAAAACACAGCUAAGCUGGAAAGACAGAAGAAAAAUUUCUGUUCAUUAAGAUCUCAAAACUGGAUUAAGAGUUUACCUUUCAGUGGUCAAGAGGAAUAUCUUAAUAGAUAAAUACCCCACAAUAUAACUAUUAAUUUGGAAAAUUCCAUGAGGUUUUCCACACUAGUAGAACUAAAAGCUAAGUAAAGUUGAUGGACAGAAAAUCAAUAUACAAACAUCAACACAUGCAGUGGGAAAGAAAUCAUUCGUUCCAACCAUCACAAUUAAAAUUGGGUGAGACAUGAAGCAGCAAUGGGUGGUAAAACCUAAUAGGAAAUUUAAAUGAUAAGCAGUAUUCUUGUGUAGUCUGAAAUUAUCUUUUUACAGCUGGCUAAUCAGUUGCAAAAAAAAAUAGUAACUAUAUCAAGGGCAGAAAGUGGACAGUACCUGACCGUCAAAUAAAAAAUGUCAGUGAGGGCAGGUGGAUGUCUGCUUUCAGGUGAGAUGACUUGAGAUGGAA
Messenger RNA from Delphinapterus leucas (beluga whale), 6743 nucleotides. RefSeq names its product NLR family pyrin domain containing 3 (gene NLRP3). Lineage: Eukaryota; Metazoa; Chordata; Mammalia; Artiodactyla; Monodontidae. Gene Ontology annotation, cellular component: cytoplasm; NLRP3 inflammasome complex. Gene Ontology annotation, biological process: negative regulation of acute inflammatory response; negative regulation of non-canonical NF-kappaB signal transduction; inflammatory response. The record is from RefSeq and is a predicted model, not a curated record. Gene Ontology annotation, molecular function: DNA-binding transcription factor binding; sequence-specific DNA binding.